AGUCUUCAGAAUCAAUUGGGUGUUUACAUUCAGAAUUAUUUAAAGAUAGAUUUCUCUGUGUGCAUAUUAUCUCACUACCUGUACUGAUAGGAAGUGUCAGACACCCCAGUAUGGCUUCUACUUGUGAACACAGUUUUAGGACAAAAAAAAAAAAUCUUUGCAAUGGAAAGCUCGGUAGGAAGGAGACAGGAGGAAUUAAGGACAGUCUCUAUCAAUGAUGUCAAAGAAGUAGUGAUUGUCUUACCACCCACUCUCAUAAAUGUAGUACGUUGCUUUUGGAAAGCAGUUUUUACAGAAUGCUAUAGUGAGAACCAGGGACCUGACAAACAAGUCCACAAACUUCAGUGGUACCACAGACUGACUCUCUUUUCCUAAUUUUCUUUUAGUUAUCACAUUAUUGCUAAAUAGGCAACUUCUGGCAGGCUGAUUUCAUCUAUAAGUUCAGAUAGGGAAUGUGUGCUCUGCUCUGGGAUGUGUACACUGCUGGGCUGGGCUCUGCCCUGCAGGAGCUUUCACGGUGUGUCCGGCAGCACACCCAUCAGGUGCCGUAACUCCCAAUUGUCCUGAACUACACCAAAGGAUUUUAAUCACCUCAUGACAAUUUUAGGUAGAAAACUGUGCUAAUUUCACUAGAAAAGACUUUGAAAAUUAUUCUUUAAUCUGUAUUGUGGCAUGCAUGGUCAAUAUCCAAUAAUUUUUCUUGAAGAGUCUGUGAGCCCACCAUCAGACCUUACUUGGAAAUGGCGGUAUUGUAUUUCGGUUUCUCCGGGCACUUAACGUCAGGAAAUUAAGUUCAGCUCCAUUAUUUUGUUGCAUCUUUGAAUAGUCUGUGGAGCGUUGAUAUCCUAAUGCUCCUUAUUUAAAAGUGGGUGGGAGUUGCAUGGAAGAAUUGGGGAGUGAGGCAGGGGACUGGAAAGGGAGCAGAGCACAUAAUUUUGGGGCCUUUGAAACAAGUAACAGUGACAAAAAACCUCACUCUGGAAUCAGUAACCUCUCCCCCGCACCCUCCCCAACACUUUCAGGAGAUGAGUAUAUAGAGUGGGGACCAGGAGGAAGUAACCUCUGUAACCCAGAAGUGGCUAAAGUGUUGAACUUUGAGCUUCUCUAAGGAGAGCUGGCUAUCUGGCUGAGCUGCCAAGUACUCCUGUCUUUCAGAAAUUGACAGCUGAAGUAUUUGGUCUUGGUUUCCCACUGAAGAGGAAUGUGUAGAAUCACUGCAGAGCAGAAGAAAUUAAAUUUUGAAUAUUAAUGCCUGAUCUUUUAAGUUAUCUGACUAAAAACAGAAGAGUGAUCAUAAGCCCAACCCUAGGUAUCAGUGUAUUAUGGCUAGCAAGGAGUUAAGAAGCUUUGUCUAUUCAGCAGUCAUAAUUGAAUGUGUAGUUUGCAAGCCUGCCAAAUUGCUAAACCUAGAUUUCUCAUAUUAGAUAAUGUGUAAUAAAAGACAGCUGUUGCCAGCAUAUGCUGUGAAUUGCACACCAGUUCCUCAUUCAUGAUUUUUGGCGCCAUCACUACAACCCUUAGAAAAGGCUCUGACUGGAGGGCUGUCUGGGGAACAUAGACCCCACUGGUCAGAUCCUUGAAUAAGGCUGCUCGCCCUAGGGAAAGCGGGGCAGGAAAGACUUUUUUUUUUUUUCAAAGUGCAAAACCCUUGAUAAGACCUUAGACACACUUCAUUUCACUUUAGGCAGGUAGUUUGGUGUGUGAGCUAGUUUCGAACCCUGGGAACAUUCCUUUCCACAUCGCCUGAGUCUGACAGCCCGGAUCAAAAACAAGCAGGCUUUGUGUCAAGACGUGGCACGUGUCAGAGAAUUUGACGCUUGCUUUGACCAGAUCAAGUUCUUUAAGUGACUUUUCCUGGUCUCAAAGAAAGCUUGUUACUGUGGAGAAGCAGGAUAAUGAAACAUUUGGAUUUGAAAUUCAGUCUUACAGGCCCCAGAAUCAGAAUGCCUGCUCCUCGGAAAUGUUCACUUUGAUAUGCAAAAUACAGGAGGACAGCCCAGCUCACUGUGCUGGCCUGCAAGCUGGUGAUGUCCUUGCAAAUAUCAAUGGUGUGAGCACAGAAGGUUUUACCUACAAACAAGUCGUUGACCUGAUCAGAUCGUCCGGAAACCUGCUAACGAUAGAGACUCUUAAUGGAACAAUGAUUCUGAAAAGAACGGAGCUUGAAGCAAAGCUGCAGGUUUUAAAGCAAACUUUGAAACAAAAAUGGGUGGAGUACAGAUCUCUGCAGUUACAGGAACAUCGUCUGCUUCAUGGUGAUGCAGCUAAUUGCCCCAGUUUGGAAAACAUGGACUUGGAUGAAUUGUCUUUGUUUGGACCCCUGCCUGGGCCAGGCCCAGCCCUUGUGGACCGGAAUCGAUUAUCCAGUGAGAGCAGCUGUAAGAGCUGGCUGAGCUCCAUGACGAUGGACAGUGAAGAUGGCUACCAGACGUGUGUGUCUGAGGACUCCAGCAGGGGUGCCUUCAGUCGGCAGACGAGUACAGAUGAUGAGUGCUUUAUCCCCAAGGAGGGGGAUGAUUUUCUGAGGAGGUCAUCUUCAAGGAGGAACCGGAGCAUCAGUAACACCAGCAGCGGAUCCAUGUCUCCCUUGUGGGAGGGCAACUUAUCAAGCAUGUUUGGGACCCUGCCCCGGAAGAGCAGAAAGGGAAGUGUCCGAAAGCAACUCUUGAAAUUUAUCCCUGGCCUUCAUCGUGCUGUGGAAGAGGAAGAAAGUCGCUUUUGACGGAUUGUGGUGUCCUUUCAAAUUAGCUUAUUUCACAAAUAUCUCUAGACUCACCCAGAUCCCAGCUUGGUGGGAAAGUGCAGAAGAAUUGCAAAACUGACAUCCCAUUUCACAGCAAUAGUGACCUUUAUUUAAAUUGUUGUGUUAUAGUUUAUGCUUCUUAAAUCAUUUUUCAACCUAAACAGCCAAUUUCUAAGCAGACAGGAAAACUAAAUAAUAAGUUAAUUAAUAUAACAAAGAUGCAGGUUCCUGCUCAUUCCAGUAAUGUCUUUGAAAGCAAAACUAAUAUUUAUUUUCUAGAUUAUCCCUGUGAAUAAUUGAGAACUUUUUGGAGUCAAGUAUGAAUAAAGGUGUGGCAGAAUAUAAUAAUCUGGACUAUUUUCUAUAGGAUAAUUGCUGGGUUAUAAAAUCUUAGGUUUGCUUAUGCCCAGUAGCUCCUGCGGAGGCUUAAUAAUAGGCAAUUUUGAAUUUGUUCAAACCUGUAAUGGCUUGUAAACAAAGAUGACCAUCAGCUGUUUCUCACAUCUAUAGUGACAAUAAAGCGGGAAGUAUAAGAUUUAAUAGGAGGGGUUAAGGUUCAUGAGAACCAUGGAAAGAUGUGGUCUGAGAUGGGUGCUGCAAAGAUCAUAAUAAAGUCAUUUUUAUAGACAGUCUAAACAAAAUGGGUGGGGAUGUCGUGUUUUUUGCCCAAUUCAGCUUUUGUUCUGCCUGAACAUUAAUGGCAAGUCUAGAACUCUCCGAAUCCUACAGCUUUGUAAUUUUUUUUCUACAAAUGUCUAACAUCCAAAACUGAGGGUUGGGAAAAGGACUUCCCUCCUGUAGUUUUUUUCAUAUUACUUCUCACUUUAUAUCUUAUAUUCUAAAUAGCUAUCACCUCAGCAGUCUUUUGCCUAUUGGUUAUGUUAGUAUCACAUUACUUCUAGCCUUUCAAUUACUCCAUGUUUUAUUUAAUAUCCAUUGAAGUCUAUGAAUUCUCUGUUCUGGUGGCACAGCUAUUCAUAACCUAUAUUCUAGAGUAGACAAUCUGGACUAUGUAAUAAAUAGUCUGCUGAUUUUAA
Messenger RNA from Homo sapiens (human), 3780 nucleotides. It is a transcript of the gene CYTIP, whose product is annotated as cytohesin 1 interacting protein. The transcript is spliced from 8 exons. NCBI's taxonomy places the organism in Eukaryota, Metazoa, Chordata, Mammalia, Primates, Hominidae. The record is from RefSeq and is a predicted model, not a curated record. The coding region runs from base 1961 to 2722 and encodes 253 amino acids. Gene Ontology annotation, cellular component: early endosome; cytoplasm.